AUGUCCAACCUGCCUCCAGAAGCUAACUUGCAGGAAGAUCUGAAAGAAGACAUCAUUAAGCUUAUUUUGAGUGAAAAAUUCUACCCUGCCACAGCUGAAAAAUUCCAAGACUGGCCGCUUGUUGCUCUGAAAACAGAACUGAAUAGAAUUGAAAGAAUAAAGAGAGAUCCAGGCAUGAAAAGGUCAGCACCAAAUUGGAGCAAAUACAAAAAGAAAAUUGAUGAUCUUACAUUGGAGUAUAAAAGAAAGAAGCAGGAAUUGGUUGAUGCAAAAGUGGGAACUGCCAAAGCCAUAUCAAAAUGGACAAGGCAGUACACUGACGAGGCUUAUGAAAGGCUAAGAAAAAGGAGAGAAACAGAUCCUAAACUUCCAAAGAAGCCUGAUUACAAAACCACUGCUAAACCAAAGCAGCAGGCUCACACUUCUGAACCACUGUUCACAUCAUCAGAUACCUCUACCAUUGUGGUAAAUCAAAGAAAGAGGCAAAAACUGACUGAUGAAGAAGAGAAAGAACAAGAAGUUGUAUAUUUCAAAGAAGCUAUCAAAACAAUGGCACUAGAGGAUGACAACUCAGCAAAGAUUCAAAACAUAGACAAACAAGGUAAUUACGGGUAA
Molecule: messenger RNA, 615 nt
Organism: Helianthus annuus (common sunflower)
Lineage: Eukaryota; Viridiplantae; Streptophyta; Magnoliopsida; Asterales; Asteraceae
Product: probable RNA-binding protein EIF1AD
Exons: 2
Coding region: 1-615 (204 amino acids)
Source: RefSeq, a predicted model, not a curated record